Messenger RNA from Endocarpon pusillum Z07020, 606 nucleotides. RefSeq lists its product as uncharacterized. Lineage: Eukaryota; Fungi; Ascomycota; Eurotiomycetes; Verrucariales; Verrucariaceae. The transcript has 4 exons. Bases 1 to 606 code for a protein of 201 amino acids. The record is from RefSeq and is a predicted model, not a curated record.
AUGCAUUUCUUCCAAUCUUUGUUGUCAGCAGCAGUGCUGAUCCUGAGCACCAAUGCCGCUUCCUGCGGUAUCCAACCAAAGGGCGAUAUCCAACCAAAGGUCGCCUCAGGCUGGCAAGGGUCUGGAAUCUACCAGAUUAUCAACGUUGCUAGCAAGACUGGUAUUGACUUGUUGCAUGGAGGAGACCAGAUCGUCGGAUAUCGCGCGAAUCUCGAAUCUCAAAACCAGGUGUGGAAGAUCAGCCUUGUGAGUGUGGAUGGUGCCUGUGGAUCAUUCGCCAUUCAAAACAACCGGACACUCGACGCUAUUACUUCCAAUGGAGUUCCCCAACGUAUCUCGGCCACCAAAUUCACAAGCCAUAAGACCCAGCUGUGGAACAUCAAAAUUCAAGAGAGCGGUUCUGUGGUCUUCGAAAAUAUUGCCUAUCCAUGCAACUACAUUGAUUUGUAUCGAGGCCAGACUGGAAACGAGGUGCCAAUCUAUAGCUACCCAAAGCGGAGUGAGCCGAAUCAGCAGUGGGACCUCAUUCCUCUGGGCCCCAAACCAACCGCCGAUGAUAUUGUCAAUGGCCACCUGGGGCAGCUCACGAUCAACGUAGAGCUCUGA